AUGGCUGUUGGUAAGAACAAGAGACUAUCCAAGGGUAAGAAAGGUUUGAAGAAGAAGAUUGUCGAUCCAUUCACCAGAAAGGAUUGGUUUGAUAUCAAAGCUCCAUCUACCUUUGAAAACAGAAACGUUGGUAAAACCUUGGUCAACAAGUCCACUGGUUUGAAGAACGCUGCUGAUGCUUUGAAAGGCAGAGUCGUCGAAGUCUGUUUGGCUGAUUUACAAGGUUCUGAAGAUUACUCUUUCAGAAAGGUCAAAUUGAGAGUCGAUGAAGUUCAAGGUAAGAACUUAUUGACCAACUUCCACGGUAUGGAUUUCACUACUGAUAAAUUGAGAUCCAUGGUUAGAAAAUGGCAAACUUUGAUCGAAGCUAACGUCACUGUCAAGACUGCUGAUGAUUACGUUUUAAGAGUCUUCGCCAUUGCUUUCACCAGAAAACAAUCUAACCAAGUCAAGAGAACUGCUUACGCUCAAUCUUCCCACAUCAGAGCCAUCAGAAAGGUUAUUUCUGACAUCUUGACCAAGGAAGUUCAAGGUUCCACUUUGGCUCAAUUAACUUCCAAGUUGAUUCCAGAAGUUAUCAACAAGGAAAUUGAAAACGCUACCAAAGAUAUCUUCCCAUUACAAAACGUUCAUAUUAGAAAAGUUAAGUUACUAAAACAACCAAAAUUCGAUUUAGGUGCUUUAAUGGCUUUACACGGUGAAGCUUCCGGUGAAGAAAAGGGUAAGAAGGUUUCUGGUUUCAAGGAUGAAAUUUUAGAAACUGUUUAA
This is a messenger RNA of Henningerozyma blattae CBS 6284, 768 nucleotides long. It is a transcript of the gene RPS1B, whose product is annotated as 40S ribosomal protein eS1. Gene Ontology annotation, biological process: translation. Bases 1 to 768 code for a protein of 255 amino acids. Gene Ontology annotation, molecular function: structural constituent of ribosome. The transcript has a single exon. Gene Ontology annotation, cellular component: ribosome; cytosol. The record is from RefSeq and is a predicted model, not a curated record. NCBI's taxonomy places the organism in Eukaryota, Fungi, Ascomycota, Saccharomycetes, Saccharomycetales, Saccharomycetaceae.